AUGAACAAAGAGCUCUACGCCCUCGCGGUGCUCAACGCCUUCUGCCUAGUGGUGCAGCUCCUCCCCGUCAUCUCGGUGCCCAUCACCUCGGCCUCCAGCCGCUUCUACUUGUCACAGUACCAGUCCUACAGCUUUGGCGUGUUUGGCAUCUGUGACCUUCAGACCUCAGUAUGCUCCCACGCCAAAAUCGGCUACCCUCCCGUCAACAGCACGUUCUACGAGUUGGCCAGCGAGCAGGUGCCUGAUGUUGGAGGCAUUGCCCUUCCUUCCAACGCCACAUACGCUAUCUCCAAACUUCUCGUGGUGCAUGUCAUCGCGUUUGGGUUCCUGGCCCUCUUGCUCUUGGUGGUGUUGUUUCUCAUAUCGCUCGAGUACGUGGACGAGUUGGACAAGAGCUACUUCUUCAAGAUGGUGGGCAAGCCCAAUAUCAAGAACGAGCCAGUCGAAGAGGAGUUCUUGCCCAAGGACCCUACCCCGAAGAAGAAGACCCGCGACAUCACCGUGUACAUCAACGUGAUGUUGUCGUUCUCGUUGCUCUCGUUCAUCUGCACUCUCUUGGGCUUGCUCGCAGACAUCUUACUCUUCAUCCCCAACCUCAGCUACGUGGGCUGGCUCCAGCUCUUUCCCGUCACCGUGCUCACGUUGAUCUCAGCCAUGCUUUGCUUCGUCAAACGGACCCUCUACUCAAGACGGUACCUCGAGCUCGAGCACAAGUACGAAAACGACGACAUGAGACUCCGCAAAAACAUCUUGGAGAGACGAUGGAGCGACGACGCCAGCGAUGAUGGCUUCUAUGUCUACACCAACGGCUUCUACAGCGCCCAUAACGGUGAGGGAACUGUGGGCCCUGCUGGUAGAGCCAACAGCUUGCAUAGUGGCUGGAUCCACCACACCUACCGAAAUGAAAGUGCAGAGGAGAUUUCCAUCAAUUCGUUGAGAUCCGAGGCCAUCGAAUUGGAACCUUUGACCCGGGAGGACGGCGAAUCUCCUCCCCGUCCUGCUGGGGGAUCAUAG
Molecule: messenger RNA, 1014 nt
Organism: Suhomyces tanzawaensis NRRL Y-17324
Lineage: Eukaryota; Fungi; Ascomycota; Pichiomycetes; Serinales; Debaryomycetaceae
Gene: RIM9
Product: Rim9p
Exons: 1
Coding region: 1-1014 (337 amino acids)
Cellular component (GO): plasma membrane; cell division site; growing cell tip
Source: RefSeq, a predicted model, not a curated record